Messenger RNA from Arabidopsis lyrata subsp. lyrata, 819 nucleotides. RefSeq lists its product as uncharacterized. The coding region runs from base 190 to 819 and encodes 209 amino acids. The transcript is spliced from 2 exons. The record is from RefSeq and is a predicted model, not a curated record. Lineage: Eukaryota; Viridiplantae; Streptophyta; Magnoliopsida; Brassicales; Brassicaceae.
UUGGAGUGCACAAACACUUAGCCGGUCAGAAAUCAUUUAUUCAAGUUCAUCAAGAAAUGGUAAGUUGUUUCAAUCGCUCCAAAUACUUUACUUUUACAUAAUUUCUAUCAUUUCUACACAUGAUAUUCAUUUUGUCUUUCAUUUCAGGAGGAAGAGUUGGGGCGUCCAAUUUCAUUAGGUGAAGUGUUUAUGAGAACGCAUACUAGAGCUGAUGGCUCUUUUGUUGAUCAAAAGUCUGAACAAGUGGCUGAGGCAUAUAAGAAGACAGUUGAAGAGAGAUUGGCUGAAGUGGAAGAGGAGGUUCAGGAUGCUUCAGAGAUUUCCUCUGAACAUUCAAUGCAUCCUAGAGAACUCAGCAUUGAUGAAAUGAAUGAUAUCUUCCUUAAGUGUACUCAUAUAGAUGACCAAGGCAACCCUUAUGGCCUUGGAUCACUGGUGGAGACCCUACACAAGGGAAAAAGGAAGGAGAGUUACGCAAGCUCUUCUUCUACAGUGACAGUUGUUGAGCUUCAAGAGCAGCUGCGGCGCAAGAUCUCUGAUCAGGAUGCUGAGAAUGCAAGACGUGAUGAGGAGCACCGGAAGUCUCAAGCUCGGAUCGCAAGCUUGGAGAAGCUCAUCCUUUUCAUGAAAGACAAAGAUCCAGACUUGGCAGCUUUUAUGUCAACCUCUCCACUCCUUGAACCAGAAGUGAUCAUACCACCCACCACUACAACAAACACCCUUCCAGCCACCACAGGAGCUGCAGUCCAACCAGCAGGACACACCACUGGAACCACACCGACCUCUCCUCUAUCCACCGCCUCAAAUGAGGAAACUUGA